AUGCAAUCUAGAAACAAUUAUAUAGGAUGUUUUGAUGCUUUCGUGAUAUCAGGGAUUAAUUCAGAUAGCUUUGUAAAGCUUGUCGAGUCGAUAGAUUUAUCUUACACAGAUGAUGUUACUAGGAGGAGUUUAAUAAUGAGCAUUUGGCCUACUAGUGUAAUACAUAGCUAUACAAAAUAUGAACAUUUCGGGGUAAAAGUAAAUGAGGUAACAGAAGACUCCUCUACAAUUAAAAAUAUAGAUAUUUUAAAACAUCACAUAAAGGAUUGUGUAACAUUUUGUUUUACAAAUGGUGGUGCAAGAGUGCUACACCCUAAAAAUAAUGAAUAUCCCUCAACUCAAUUUCAUACGUUUGUAUUGACUGGAUAUAAAGGAGAAAGGCGUUUUGGGGGCACCUUAGUUAUUUGGGAGCGACUUAAUAAAUACAUUACAUUAGUAGAUGGCCUUCAGAAUAUUCAAAGCCUCCCAGAUUGGUUUGAUUAUAACGAAUAUUCUAACUAUUAUGUUCCAUUAUCUAUUUGUCUAUUAUCAUCUGCGCCCAUAUUCAGCACUAUUUAUAAUGUCUUAAAAUAUAAAUUUUUGAAUACUUGGGUUGAUAUUAGGGAAAUUUUUAAAACUAAUUAUACUAGAAAUAACAAUAUGAAGUAUUUUCUAAAGGAAUGGUCGUAUUUAGGGAUUCAAGCUAUAGCAAAUAUUAAGGAAGAGUUAUUGUUUCAUUCUAUACUACCUCCAAAAGGUGUUUAUCAUGUAAACUGGGAACUAUCUAAAUCAGUCGUUCACUUAUUAUUUCAGCCACCACCUAAUAGUCAAUUACCAUUAUGUCAGGUCCCUGUUUUGUCUUUGUUUAACUUUAUGACAGUUAAUUCUAUGCUCAGCUUGUAUAUAGCUUUGAUUAAAGAAAUGAGUGUUAUAUUUUUAUCAAGAUCUCCUUGUUUACUCUCAAUAGUAUGUGAAUCAUUUAGAUGCUUACUAUUUCCUCUUGAUAUAUGCAUGAUAUAUAUUCCUUUGCUCCCAUUUCAUAUGGUUGAACUAUCGGCUAGUCCAACUCCAUUCCUAAUUGGUUUGCUAAUUCCAGAUGAACUGGAAGAUCACUUAACUUUAAUUUAUGAAACUUUGAAUGAAUACUGUCCAAAUGCAAAUAUAUAUAAUUUGGAUUUGUAUGAUGGGGUUAGUCCUUGUCAUGUUAUGACCGUAUCACAGACUUUAAUAAAAUACUUUUCUAAUAGUGACGUUCAUUCUACAAGCACUCUAAAUCAUCCAAAUAACGCUGAUGAUGCGAAUUUUUCAAUCCAUCUUCAUCCUGCAAAUCUAAAUAUUAACAACUAUAAUGCUUUAAAUGAUUCUAACCAUCUUCAGACAGGUCAAAAUUUUCAAAUAGUAACUUCUUCAUCUAAUAUAAGUAGUCAUAACCAGGCUAUACUUGAAAUACCAUCUAGGCUUAGGAAAAAGAUUGAGUCUCGUCUGAUUGUAAUAUUGGACGAGUACAAGCUUAAUUACUUGCUUAUAAAUUCAACAAAAAGGUCACUUGGUGAUAAGACUAUAUCUACUCCUUCAAUAAAUGAGAAGUUUUCUUUCUGUACAUCAAGUACAUCUAUAGUAUAUGAAACUGAUAAGAUGAAUAUAUCAGAUAAUAAUAAUUCAAAUGAUUACAUAUCUAUAGAUUUACUAGGAAAAUUGGAAAUAAACUCAAACAAUAAUUCUAAAGUUGCGAUUACUUCAAACAUGCCUACAAAACCAGUAUCAGCCAGGACUCAUAGGAAUUGUAAAGCUUCUACUGAGUCUAAUGUAAUGCAAUUUGCCAGCUUAGAGAAAACUAUAGAUAAAACAACAGUGGGCAAAGAAAUGAAUUCUUAUUUUGAAAUUUCAAAAUUACAAUUAAACUAUCUGGAGAAUAAUGUUACAUCACAAGAGUUCCUUAAGGAUAAUUUAAAUUGCACCACUUUAGAGAAUAAAUAUCCAAAGACAUAUCCAUCAUCUCCUAUUUCAAAGCAUUAUAGAUGUGAAUAUGAUUACCUUCCAUAUGAUUUAAAUACUAAACUGAGAUUUGGAUUUCCAUUUGUAGAUCUAGAAACACGACCAAACUCACCCAGUAAAGUGGAAGAAUGCCAGAAUUUGUCAAAUACAAGAUUUAAUGAGUUUAAUGAGACAAUAUAUUGGACUAUUACACCGAAGGAAUUUGAUAUUGUUGGGGAGAAUCACAUUUUAGAUAAUUAUGCACAUUUAUGGACUUUUAAUAUUGACAAACAAAGUGAAAAAUUAAGUGAGGGUGAUAUGGACUUAAAUAUUCCUUGUAUUCCAAUAGAAGAAGAAUUAGAUGAUCCUAAAAGGAAGAUAUAUUUACAAAUUCAAAAUAAAUUUAGAAAGUCCUUUUUGGAGUUUUUUUUCAUAAUUUUUAGAGGAAUUAUAUUCCAAGACUUUAAAAGUCCAUUUGACUCUACAAUAUUUAGAAAUAACCUAUUACAUGAAGUCCAUGAAUCUUUAAAGCCAUUAUUAUUGAGUGUUCUAGAGACACAGGCAUUUAGUGACCUUCUAGGUGCUCUAUCUACGUCAGUGUAUCCUGAAGGAUCUCAUAAUUGUGUCGAAAAACUUUACAGAAUGAUGUUACUAAGAGAAAUGGUUCUCGACAGGAAGAACAAGUCCAAAUUAUUACCUCUAAGCAAAACAUAUCCUACACCUUUUCUUUCUAGUAAAUUGUGGUAUCAUAAUAAAGAUAAAGUUAUUUGGAUAAAAUAUAAAAAAUUAGGUAAUAAAAAAGAUCAAUCUAAAGUAGACCUCAGCAUUGAUAAUGAAUCUUUACCUGAGAGCUUAUCUACUGAAGAGUCGUUGAAAUGUACUUUUAGUAAUGAAAUGAAUUCUUUAAGUCAGUCUUUUUUUGGUAAUAUAGAAGAUAUAGAACUUAAUUAUGGUCUACCAACUUAUUCUAUAUAUCUCAGUAAUAUAAAAAGUAUUUUCGUCUUGGAAAUUCCUUCAAUAAUACCCUUUAUUAAAGCUACUUUCCCAAGUAUAAUAUUCAGUGAAUCUUUGCAAUCUUCAAAGAUAUCUUCUACUGAUGAAGUCUUUGUGAUUGAUAAAAGUGUCUCUAAUGAUAUUUACAAUGUUGAUCAAGAUGAUACAUUUACUAAAGGACUGAGUAUUAUGGAACAACAUAAAUAUAGUCAGGUAAUUCUAAUACGUCAAUACUGGGGACAUAUUUGGAAAUUUAUAGAUAAACUUUUUUCCUGUAUGCAGUCAAACAAUAUGGCAGAUGGAAGUGAACAGUUAUAUAAAUUAAGUUGUACCUCUGUUUUUACUUCAAUAGUAGGAUUAAGUACAAGUAUAAAGUUGAAAGUCUUGUGGAUAAUGUUAGUAUUAAUUCAACUUGAAAAUUUGAAAAGUGAUUCUGUUUUAGAAGGUAUGGCAUAUUUAGAAAUUUUACUGUCUGUUUUUUCUGACAUUAUUUAUCAAUUUAAGUCUAGUACAAAAGUAUUGAAGAGUGAUAUAUCUUCUUUUGUUAUUAAAAUACUACGGCCUAUUGUAUACCUGUAUAAUAAAAAUCAACCAUUAUAUAUUUCUUACAUUUGUUUACGCCUAAUUAGAUGGUUGCACACUAAUACAAGUGAUUUAUAUACUUCUUUGGAACCUUUGAAUAAUUCCAACAAAUCUCUGAAUAUUUCUAAUCAGAAUGAUUAUACUAAUUCAUAUACUUUUUAUGAUCCUGAGGAACAAUCUCUUUUCCCAGAAGAAAAGAAUCAAUGGAGUGAAAUUUUUGGAUUAGAUGAUUUCGAAGUACUUGAAUAUAUAUACUAUAAAGCUGUAAAUGCUACUGACAGCAUAAAUAUAGAUAGCUCAAAAACGAAAAUAAAUCAAAGGGAUUUUGAUUUAUUUUUAUCUCUUUUUAUCCUAAAGCCUUCUUUAAAUAACAAAAGAAGUAAGAAGCGUUCACCUGAGAACUCAGUUACUUACAAACUAGCACUGAACAAGCACACACUAAAUAUAGAUGAUAAGACAAUUAACAUUCAAAUUAUGAGAGCUAAGAAUAUAAUUUCAACCUUUAUAUUUAUGCAGUGUAAUUGGCAUGUUUUGAAUAGGAAACCAAUAAAAGUUAGGUAUAAGAAGAGAAUUCUAUUAAGUGGGAUGCCUGUAGUUAUUUUACAAACUAAUUAUGAACAAGUAACUACACUGCAUGAGGAUUCUUUAUCCAAAAAAGAGUUUAAUAACACUAUUAGGGAGAAUUUUACAGGACAAGGGAAAUUAGAUAAUGAUAUAGAAGACUGUGAAGAGCAUAUGAGUAAUUUUUGCAUAAAUAACUACAGUACUUAUAUAGAGAGCUCUAAAGAGCCCUCAAUAAAACAUAUAGAUUGUAACUACUUCGAUAUUCCCUUGUAUUCAAGUAGUUCAAUUAUACUUCAACCAAUGGUUAUUUGUAAAUCUUGUCUGGAUGAAGAUUUUAGCAAUGAGUUUAGCGAAAUAUAUAGUUUUGUACUCAAAUAUAAAUUUCUUUGCAAAUUUAUAUUUACUGAAGAAUAUACUUCCCUUAACCAGGUAAUUGAUGAACAAACUCUUGUAUGUUGUCCUAUUCAUAAAAAUGAAGCUCAAAUGCUCCCUUUUUUACUAAUGAAGGAACAUAAAAGCGAAGGCAGCAAUACUAGUACUGGAUAUCAAGAUGAUAAAAUUUUACUUAAUUUAAUCCUACCAAGUACUCUUUUCAGUAUUUACUUGAAUAGCUCUAUAUUUAAGACAAAAAGAGUGUCAAGUCUUUUGACAAGACAAAAUAUUGAUACAAGUGGAAAUAAUAGUAAACAAGUAUGUUGUGGAUACUCUAUUGUGAGUAGCUACAAUUUUACUUUAUACUGUAAUACUUUAUUUUACUUUCGUCUAUGUAAUUUGUAUAUAGAUCCAUUUAUUCCUACAGAUGAUGAUUUCUCAGAAAUCCUUUUCUUUUCAGCUUUUAAGGAUCUUUAUAAUAGUAGAAAUAUAAAGGAUGCUGAGGUGCAAGUGAAUUAUUCCACUAAUAUUGGACAUAUUGAAGUUGAGUAUGCGCAUAAUCAUGACUAUAAUAUAGAAGAUAUAUAUAUUAAAACUGAUCAUCAAUUUCCAAGUUCAACUAAACUAGGAAAUGAUAUCUCAACUCCUGAAAAUAUUUAUAUUCAAGAUCAUUUUAAUGUGAAGAGUAAUUAUUUAUACAAUCAGGAUUCUAAAUCUAAACAGAUAUAUAACAUUUCCACUAUGAGAAAGUUGGAAAGAUCAAAUUUCGAGGUCCAUAUCUUUAAUGAAAACUUGGAAUACAAAUUCUUAGAAGAUAAUAAAUUCUUUGAAACCACCAUCAAAGAUUUUUUUCAAAAGUUUGAUAUUAUUGAAUUAUUUCGUAUAUAUCAAAUCAAAUGUCUUUUAAUUGAAGAUAUUCUUUCUAGAGAACUAAAUAUCUAUACAAAUACUGACUAUAGCUCAUAUACAUGCAGGAGUGAAAGUAAUACUUUACAAGGCUUUCUAAAUGAUCAUAGUGAAUGCUAUAUAACUUUAGAAGAAUUUACGAGCAUAUAUACUGAUAGCUCCAAUAUAACUCUUAAAGAGUUAACAAGUAUUAAUCCAGAACAAGGUAUAAUAAAAAAUAAGCCUAUUUAUGAUUAUAAAAUAUUCAAUAAUAUAACAUAUAAGAGUGAAGUAGAACGAAGAAAAUCAAUAUAG
This is a messenger RNA of Cryptosporidium muris RN66, 5664 nucleotides long. RefSeq lists its product as uncharacterized. Gene Ontology annotation, biological process: regulation of Rab protein signal transduction. The coding region runs from base 1 to 5664 and encodes 1887 amino acids. NCBI's taxonomy places the organism in Eukaryota, Apicomplexa, Conoidasida, Eucoccidiorida, Cryptosporidiidae. The record is from RefSeq and is a predicted model, not a curated record. Gene Ontology annotation, cellular component: cytoplasmic vesicle. The transcript has a single exon.